AUGCAGGGCCUCCGUUUCGUCCCGCGUCAGGACCAGCGUGUGGACCUCUGGAGGAAGCAGUCCCGGCUGGUGGACGGGACGAAACUGAGGCCCUUGUCAAGGAGGGAGCGCUGCGAGGAGGAUGGCCUCUGCGUGGAGAAAUUUGGCCCCCGGGUAGCUGUCAAUCUGGAGGUCCGGGUGACGGGUGGGUGGAAGGCGACUGAUGUUGGAGUCACCGAUCACCAGGACCUUCCUGCCGACAGACAGAAAACAAUUGGCACCAACUUGGUGACAAGCCCGGAAGAGGCGUCUCCGGGCGGGGCGCGUCCGGUAGGGGAGCGUCCGGAAGAGGCGUGUCCGGGAGGGACGCGUCCGGGAGAGGCGUGUCUGGGAAGGGUGAGUCCGGGAUGGGCGCGUCCAGGAGGGGCGCGUCCGGAAGAUGAGUGUCCGAGAGGGGCGCGUCCGGGAGAGGCGUGUCCGGGGGGGAUGCGUCCGGGAUGGGCGCGUCCAGGAGGGGUUCUUGCGACAGGUCAGGGUAGAGUAUGUACCAGGGUGGAGGCGUGUCAGGGGAAGACCGUUCCGACGCAGGUAACCCCUGCUUCUCAGGUAAGUGUUGGUCAGUCUCUGGCUGGCCAGGAGUCCCCCGCACAUUCUGCUCCCCAUGUACCAAAACCGACGUACUGUGCUCAACAGGUGGAACUGAGCGAGGUGGCGUAUCGGAGACCGCAGGAAGGACCCCAGUGUCAGUCCCGACCCGUGGUCGCGGCCCCAGUGGCCGGACCAAGGGAGCCUCGACGAUAGCGUCGUCGGCCGGUCUGCUGCAAGGCCUGCGAGGUCGUGCCGCUCUCUGGGCCGUAGAUGGUUCGGCAGCCGGAGAGGAAGGCGAUAAGACCGGGAAGGGGACAGGAGUCACCUGUCCCCGCGGGCCCAAAUCCUGCUCUACUUCAGGGGACCACUCACCGCCGACGGGGUCGGUCAUGGUGGCCACCGUGGCGUGCGCAGCGGCAGGUGGUAUCAGGACCGGCGGGGGCAGUGUGGGGUGCACCACCUCCAUGACCACACGGUUGUCCAACGAGACCGAGCCCCUUCGAGACCCGGCCCGUCGGAGCCGCGCAGGGCGCACCACCUCCUCAACGGCACGGGUGUCCACCCAGACCGAGUCCACUUGAGACUCGGCCUGCCGGAGCGUGUCGGCCGUCAGCCUGCGCCCCAAGUGUGCCUUGGCCCACGCCUUGGCCACCUGGAAUGGGGCUUUCCAGUUCUGUGCAAUAAAACCCCCCAGUUUAUCCACUUCUAA
Molecule: messenger RNA, 1276 nt
Organism: Nerophis lumbriciformis (worm pipefish)
Lineage: Eukaryota; Metazoa; Chordata; Actinopteri; Syngnathiformes; Syngnathidae
Source: RefSeq, a predicted model, not a curated record